AUGGCAAAGGAUUCGGAUCCAGAUGCCCGCGACCCUGACCGAGCCGUUACAAACACGCCAGCCGCAGCAUCCCCAGGCUCUCAAUCCAUGCUGUGCCAAAAAGCAUUUCAAAACCGCUACUCCCUUCCGGUUCCCGUCCCUGAGCGCUCUGCUUACAUGGCCUAUGAAAGUGCACCUCUUCCUUCUGUAUCUUCCGCCCCUCCAAGGCUUGAUGCUCUACCUGAUUUUGCGCUGAAUGGUUGGCAAAGAUCAUCUACCUUCCGUGAUGGGCUUGAGAAAGCCGUCAAUGAUAUCAAUACCAAAUAUGGAGAUUCCACCAAAACAUUGGUUAAUUCAACCUCUACCAUAAACUCUGUUGCAGUUCUCGAGAAGAAUCUUCCGAAACCUAGAUGUAUGGUACCAAUUUAUGGUGGCACAUCCAAUGCUCGGCCAAUCAUUGGCGAGCUCUGGACUGCACUGAAGUCCCAAGAGAAAACUGUGAAAGCAUCUACGACACUCGACGACGAUCCGAAACAGAAAGAUGACGAUAGUGCAUCUCCUUUCCACGGUUCCCAGAAAAUCGAUGCUGAACCCAACGAAUCUGAAACCGAUAAUCUCGCCAUCAUGGAGACUGUAGAUGAUGCAAAAGAGUCGACAAGUCAGUCCGCCGCCACCCCUAGAUCUCAAAGCAAUACCUACAUUGCGAAGGUUACAGGCAAAUCCACUGAUGCCAGCUUGAAGAAAAGCGACUCCCGUUCUGACGAUACCGAGUCCAAUGAUGCUCAGGUGGAACCCGAUGUCAAGUGUCAAGACAAGCCUCCUGUUGGUCACGCUGAAGCUGCCUCAGCACUCGAGUCAAUUGACGAGGAUACCCUGCACUUGAAAGAGGCUGACAGCGCGUCUGCUCUAUCACAAAGCACGUCAUGCGAUCUAUUCUGUGCCGCGACCAAGGCUAGUGCAGUUUCCGAGGCAGAUCCAGAAUAUGGCCCGCGGCCAACAGAAGCUACACGAGGAAGAAACUCUUCAGCACCUUCUGUGGCUGCUCUCGUAAGCAAGUUUCGACGUAUGGAACAGCCACCUGAGAAUACCCAUCACUCAGAUGGCACUCAAGAGCAAGACGAAGUAUCGGUAGAUUCCAAUUCGAGAUUUAUCCAGUCAUAUCGCCAGCGGUCCGAGGAUACCGACAAUGAGAAUAGUCUACUGUCGACUGUAAGCAGUGAUAAUGCCGGCAAUGAGAGACCAAGCCUUGCGGUAUAUUAA
This is a messenger RNA of Beauveria bassiana ARSEF 2860, 1239 nucleotides long. RefSeq lists its product as uncharacterized. The transcript has a single exon. NCBI's taxonomy places the organism in Eukaryota, Fungi, Ascomycota, Sordariomycetes, Hypocreales, Cordycipitaceae. Bases 1 to 1239 code for a protein of 412 amino acids. The record is from RefSeq and is a predicted model, not a curated record.